Molecule: messenger RNA, 418 nt
Organism: Triticum dicoccoides
Lineage: Eukaryota; Viridiplantae; Streptophyta; Magnoliopsida; Poales; Poaceae
Product: calreticulin-like
Exons: 2
Coding region: 35-289 (84 amino acids)
Biological process (GO): protein folding; ERAD pathway
Cellular component (GO): endoplasmic reticulum; endoplasmic reticulum membrane
Molecular function (GO): calcium ion binding
Source: RefSeq, a predicted model, not a curated record
GAGCGGGUGGGGAAGCACCAACCAAGGCCAUGUCAUGGAGGUUCUGCUCAGGCAACCCUGCACUGCUUGCAGCCGACGCCAUGGAGGUAUCCAAACCUCAGAGGACUACAUGUUCUAUGCCAUCUCGGCGGAGUACCCUGAGUUCAGCAACAAGGAGAAGACACUCGUGCUGCAGUUCACGGUGAAGCAUGAGCAAAAGCUUGUCUGCGGUGGUGGUUACAUCAAGUUGCUCGGAGGUGAUGUUGACCAGAAGAAAUUUGGUCAUGUUAUAUUUAUUAGAAUAUACUGAGUACAUUCUGAACCCCCUAAUGUGACACAAGUUAUAUAUGCACAUGCUAUUGUUUAAGUGUUGCUUGUGUAUGGUAAAUGGGUUGAGCACCCACCGCUGUUUGAUGCUAUUGUGUUUAGGAUUAUAUUC